GGAAUCAAACGUUUUUGUGCCCUUAGGGUUCCGUCGCUGGUUGCUCCAUCCAGAGAUCGUUCCGAGCUUUGUUGCAGUCCGAUCGGGUCCUGUCACACGACGCCUCGCUUUCUUCGUAUUUCUGUGUUUCCUGAUCAUUCCAUUGAGCUGUACAUCGUCCGUUUUGGCUCAGUGUGAGGCAUGCUUGGCUCAUUCUAGCUGCUGUGCUAGCUCGUCUCUGUUCUGAUGGAUCCUUGGGAGGGAGUCGACACUCUUGUGAGAUAUAUGAACAACUUUUGAUGUUACAUCUGAUCGGGAUGCUUGUUCUUUAGUACUACGCUUUUGCCUCUGCAGUGAGCUGAGUAUUCCGGGGAUCCUCUGGCGCUCGGAAGAGCGGAUGAAGUUGCUGUCUAUUGCGUACUUCUGAAGGAUCGCUCUAUACUGCGAAUUGCGCCAAUUUUUCGUUGGAAGGAGCGUUUCGUCGAACAGUGGUGUGUCGAUACAUGCUCUGGGCAGGUCAAUGUUUUGGGUCCAUAUGUUCCUGCCUCCGUAGUAUUCUUUCAAGUUGAGCAUCACUCUCCUUUACAUCGAAGAACUUGAUGCUGAGGCAGUGUGAGAGAUGGGAAGUUCAUCGGCUAUGGUGAAGGAUGAAGCCGAAGACAGUGGAGUUGAGAAAACAGAGACUGGUCCGUUCAAGGAAGGCGAGAAAGUUUUAGCCUACCACGGCCCUCUUGUUUAUGACACUAAAAUUCAGAAAGCUGAAUUUCAGAAGAAUGAAUGGAAGUACUUUGUGCACUAUUUGGGAUGGAGCAAGAACUGGGACGAGUGGGUUGGAGCGGAUAGGCUGAUGAAGCCUACAGAAGGAAACCUUGAAAAACAGAAAAAACUCUUCAAAAGCCAGACUGGGGAUAAGCAGUCCAAAGGUCGAGUGCCAGCAGGGAAGCAGAAAAGUGCAUCUGAGAGAGACGAACUCAAGAACGAGAACAAACUAUCAGGUACUCGAGGGAAGAAGAGGAAAUCUGAUCCAGUUUCUGAAUCUAAAGUCACUGAUGAGCUUGACCAAGCUCUGAAGAUAUCUCUGCCUGGCACUUUGAAAAAACAGUUGGUAGAAGACUGGGAAUUUAUCACUCAACUAGGGAAGUUGGUAAAGUUACCACGAUCUCCAUCGGCAGAAGAGAUUUUUAAAAAAUAUAUAGAUUGCAAGACCAAGCGGGAUGGUGCUGUAGAUGAUUCUCUAAUUGAAGUUCUGAAUGGCUUGAGAAGUUACUUCGACAAGUCUCUGCCGGCGAUGUUGUUGUACCCUCAGGAACGAGCUCAAUAUGCGAGUGCAGUCCCAGCGGGAAGCGACGUCAGCCCUUGCAGCAUCUAUGGAGCAGAACACCUACUUCGGUUAUUUGUGAAGUUGUCCGAGUUGCUAGUCUAUACAAAUAUGGAACACGAAGCAUUGACCCAGCUACAACAGAAGUUAGCGGAUUUUGUAAAGUUCCUUCAACGGAACCAAAGCAACUUCUUUCUUACCAGUUACGCUUAAGCCGCAGCUGUAAAUAUUAUUAUCUCACAUCAGCAAUUUUUUAAGGCCCUCAUUUUAUUUUUCACCUGAUGACAAUGGUCCACAUUGUUUUGUACAGCUGCUCAAACUCGAAUUAAGAAUGGUGGAUACAAAGUCCAUCUUAUUCCGACUUUUUCGUA
Messenger RNA from Physcomitrium patens, 1668 nucleotides. RefSeq names its product protein MRG1. NCBI's taxonomy places the organism in Eukaryota, Viridiplantae, Streptophyta, Bryopsida, Funariales, Funariaceae. Gene Ontology annotation, biological process: regulation of DNA-templated transcription; chromatin organization. The record is from RefSeq and is a predicted model, not a curated record. Gene Ontology annotation, cellular component: nucleus; histone acetyltransferase complex.